AUGAAAACAAAGACCCUAUAUGAGGCUACUGGAGGGAUACUUACUACCUUUGGGAUUAUAAGCAUUUUCUCUGGAAUUUUUGCUUUCUUUCCCGUUUUUUCUUAUAAGCCUUGGUUUGCUGGAUGGAGUGUUCGAAUUGCCUGCCCCAUCUGGAACGGAACUUUGGCUGUUAUUGCUGGUGUACUUAUCCUUUUGGCUGACAGAGAACAAACACAAAGAUCACUUUGGGAAGCUAGCUUCACCUUUGGCAUAUUGAGUAUCAUGGGCUCCCCGGUUCAAUUUGCUGUUGCCAUCACCUCCAUCUUGCUUGGUCCGUACUGCUACUAUUCAUUUGCUGGGAUUUCAGGAACUAGCUAUCUCGGUUAUGUAGUUUUGUUCCCUUUUCCCUACCAGGAAUUUUUGUCUCUUUGCAAGGACCCAUUGCACUACGAGUGGUACCAUCUAGUUCUACAAAUACUAGACCUUUGCUCAAGUUUUGUCAUGUUUUGUGCUUCUUUGGUUUUUGUGGUCAAGCUCAUUGCAAGACUGCUCCAAUUUGGACAUUUAAAUGUGAGCUUUAAUCAUGAUGGGGAAGGUGGAUUACUGCCAGUAACACUGUAG
Molecule: messenger RNA, 600 nt
Organism: Pelodiscus sinensis (Chinese soft-shelled turtle)
Lineage: Eukaryota; Metazoa; Chordata; Testudines; Trionychidae
Source: RefSeq, a predicted model, not a curated record